Messenger RNA from Rotaria socialis, 594 nucleotides. Lineage: Eukaryota; Metazoa; Rotifera; Eurotatoria; Philodinida; Philodinidae. The record is from the annotation of a GenBank genome assembly.
AUGCCUCUUAUAAGUUCCUAUUUAGCUCGAUUAUUUUUUUUACCAACUUAUGGGUAUACUCAAUUAUUGUCCUAUAUUGGUAUUCGAAAGAGUUACGAUUAUAUCGAUAAUACAGUUAUUAUUGGUAUAUUACCAACUAUUGCUUUACAAAAGUAUUUGAUUAAACAAGAAAAAAUUGAUGCUGUCGUAUCAAUGAAUGAAGAUUAUGAAUUAACAUAUGUAUCGGAUCAAAGCCUUUGGACUAAACAUGAAAUUCAACAUUUACGUUUACCUACACUUGACUUUUCGAAUCCUCAAAUUGAAAAUCUUUUUCGUGGUGUUAAAUUUCUUCGAACAGUACGUAAAGCAAAUAAAACAGCUUAUGUACACUGUAAAGCUGGUCGUCAACGAAGUGCUAAUUUAGUAGCAUGUUAUUUGAUUGAUACCUAUGCAAUGGCACCAGACGAAGCUGCUCGUCAUAUUCGUUCAAUUCGACCAAGCACUAUAUUUGGUGUACAAGAAAUAAAACGUUUAAAUGAGUUUGUUGAACGUUUACGAGAAGAACAUUAUAAGAAACAACAGGAACAAAACGAAAAGAUUCAAUCGCCGACAUAG